GCACACAUGCUCAUAGCCGGCCAAUGUAAUGGAAGCGCAAACGUGUUUCUGUCAACGAGCGUAAUAAAGAGUACGAGGAGACACGACCCCCGCUGUAGCCCCUUCCUUUAAUAAAAGCACAGCAGGAACAAACCCCGGACGGGACGGCCACUUGCGGCGCUGUAGGUACGCGCCUGGAGCCUCGGGAACACCAAUACAAGACACGGGCACGCGCCGGGAGGAGAGAGCGAGCGAGCGCGACCUGCGGGGGUCCACAGGCGCCGACAGGCCCUCCAACCCCCCGGCACACAGCGGACCGACAGACCGCACGGACUUCCCACGCCGGGCUCCCCUCGGGAUGCCCCCCGGCCACGCCAGCUGAACGUGAGGGGCGGGGCCAGUGCCUGCCUUUAAAUGAAAAGCGGAGAGGAAGCGCAGCAGUCCUGAGGAGAGGCAGGCAAGCAAGCAGUGCUGGGGGGCACGCGGGCGGAGGCUCCUUUUAGGGACUUCUCUUUCUUUUUCUUUUUAACUCUUUGGUUCUUUUUAAGCGAAGACGCCCAGUCGACAUGGUGCUGCUGCUUCAGCGGUGUCUGGUGUUUCGCAGCCUCCUGCGGAGUCCCCGGGGUGUGAGCGGAUCGCACGCCGCUAAGGAGAGUCCAGCCGUGGCAUGGGCUGCAGAGAGAGGCCGCCAGCCUGUCCGCGGGUGCCUCCGCCUGGACUCGUACAGCACCAAGUCGGGCAUCGCCGGAGUGGCAGAGCGAACUCUGAUUGCGGUGAAGCCUGAUGGCGUUCAGAAGCGGCUCAUCGGGCAGAUCAUCCAGCGCUUCGAGCAGAGGGGCUUCAAACUGGUGGCCAUGAAGUUCCUCAAGGCCCCCGAGGACCUCCUGGCGCGUCACUACCACGACCUCCACAAGAAGCCCUUCUACCCAAACCUUCUGCGCUACAUGAGCUCCGGGCCCGUCGUGGCGAUGGUGUGGGAAGGCCACAACGUCAUCCGCACCUCCCGCCUGAUGGUCGGGGACACCAAUCCGGCCGAAGCUCUGCCAGGGACGGUCCGGGGGGACUUCAGCGUGCACAUCAGCAGGAAUGUGGUUCAUGCCAGUGACUCAGUGGAUGGUGCCCAGCGGGAGAUCCAGCUCUGGUUUGACCGGCGAGAGCUUGUGGACUGGGAGUGCUGCGACCACAGCAACACCUACCAGGUGUGAGGAGCCCAGUGGCACAGGGAGUGGAUGGCAUAGGACAAGAGACAAUGGCUACCUCCACGGGUGUGCCACUCCCUCGCGCAGUGGGCAGCCUUCCUCCUUCACGUGACCUAAACUCACCAAAGACCACCUGCCAAAACAAUGAAACUGCACAAGUGGGCCACGUCUGCCACCAAAGCUGUGCCCGGUGGGCCCCAUUUCUGUCUGCACGACGUGGCAUCGCUGCCACUUGACGACGGGUCAGUGGACGAGCCCCUCUGUGAUUUUAAGACAAUAAAUUAAUGGUUUGACAAAGUGCCCCCUUUGAUGAAUGCCAUCUUUCAGCGCUGGUAAGGUGCCUGCGGGCCCAGUCUGGUGCCACCUCUUCAGAUCUUCUGGCCCUUGGCAGCGAGCUGCUUCGUCUUUUAACUACCUCUCCGUAUCGUUUUAUAGUGCCUUUCUCAGUGGGUACCCUCGCGUGUCGGGGGACCGCGCCAUUGGCCGUUACCAGCAGUGUCUUCAGGAUUGGCAUGCAGCAUCUGCUUCGUGACAGCCUUGCUUUGGUGCCCAUUGACUGCCCUGCUUUAAACCUCUGUGCCAGUCCACACCUGGCACUUGAGAGGGCAUCUUGGUAAGACAUGGACUUGUCCGUACCAGCAACAGCAGCUCUUAUCAAGAGGGGCUACAAUGGGCAGUGGGCACUUGAGGGGGAUAGGAAAGGAUAAAGUGGUUGAAGUUAACGGUGCCCUUUUGUGUGGCGGGCAGGGCAGGGUGGUCCCGGUGUGUCCCGUCGUCCAUCUUGUAGAUGAGCUGCAGACUCACGUGGGGGUCAAGCGACUCAUCUUUGUGUUUGGCCAGCCACCCGAUGCUUUCAUUCUUCCACUGGACAAGCUGGUAGAGGGCAGGCUGUGGGCACUCUGCCCAGUCUCGACAGGUGGGGUCUUCUGGUACGCCUGAUUAUGUGGGACCCCUUUGUGUCAUCCCAUCUUUGCCCCUCUGGGCACUCGGCCUGGUCAGUCGCCAUGUCUGAGGCCUUCGUGGGCACCAAAGGACCACUGCAGUGCCCGGUCACCGCCUACCUGAUGGUUUUGUACGUUGAGCCUAAAAAAUAAAAAGUCAUGUGACUCCCUGACACCACAA
Polypterus senegalus (gray bichir) is the source of this 2300-nucleotide messenger RNA. RefSeq names its product NME/NM23 nucleoside diphosphate kinase 4 (gene nme4). The transcript is spliced from 5 exons. The coding region runs from base 546 to 1184 and encodes 212 amino acids. The record is from RefSeq and is a predicted model, not a curated record. Lineage: Eukaryota; Metazoa; Chordata; Cladistia; Polypteriformes; Polypteridae. Gene Ontology annotation, molecular function: nucleoside diphosphate kinase activity. Gene Ontology annotation, biological process: GTP biosynthetic process; CTP biosynthetic process; UTP biosynthetic process.